Molecule: messenger RNA, 1380 nt
Organism: Paramecium octaurelia
Lineage: Eukaryota; Ciliophora; Oligohymenophorea; Peniculida; Parameciidae
Source: the annotation of a GenBank genome assembly
AUGAAGUAUGUUAAAAUGGCUGAUAUUUUUGGAGUAUAAUUGAAAUAAGAAAUACAUUAAAAUGAAAAGCUUUAAAAAUCAGUUUUUGGAGGAGUGUUAUCAAUUAUUGUAACUUCUGUUAGUCUUGGGUACUUUAUUUAUAUAAUGGAUUAAUGGAGGAAUUCUAACAUCCUACCAAAAUCAACAAAUAUCAUAAAGGCAGAAAACUAUUCAUCAAUAUAAUUCAAUAAUGAGAACCUAUUCGAAUUCUGUUAUUGGAAGUACUAAGAGGGUGUAAUUGAUCCGUUCAGAACUAUUGAUAAUAUUUUAAUGCCAAUAGGAAUGUAUAUUAUUAAUGGCAUUCCCUAAGAACCAUUUUCUAUGUUAAGUAAUAUAACUACUUUAUCAGCAUAUAAUAGUAAAUUAAUUUUUGUAGAGAACUUGAGUAUUAUAUAAAAUAGCGGAUUCAACCCUUAAUUAAACUAAACUAAAGAAUUGCUCAUUAUUAUUACAAAAUGUAAAUAAUACCUACUCUCUGAAAAUUAAACAUGCGCUAGCGAUAUUGAAAUCGAAAACUUUUUUAUUUAAUAAACUAAUAUGUUAAGCUUUUGGAUUAAUACUAAGUAUUUUAAUUCAAAAAGUUAGAUCUUCGAUGUAGUCAAAAAGUAAUACUACAUUUCAUUUGAGAAAGAAAGAGCACAAUAAAUAUAAAUAAUCUUAAAAUAAUAAAAAACAAGAAUUGAUUCAGGAAUAUUAUUUGGAAAUUAUGAAGAAAAUGAUUUUGUAUUUGAUGCUCAAUUUUUAAUGACUACAUUAUCGAUCGACUUUUUUAAGAGAAUGAUAAACAUGGAUGCAUAUUUAACAUUUACUAUACGAUUAGACCCUUUCUCUUAUGAUACAUAAGUUGUUUAUCCUAAAUUAGGCGAAAUUUUAGCUUAAGUAGGAUCAAUUGUUAGUAUGAUAAUGAUAGUAUAGUAUGCAGCAUAUUUUUACAAUGAAUAUCUUUUAUAAAACACACUUGUAGAAGCUGUUUUAAAAAGUCUUGUUCUAAAUUACGACUCUCUCAAAAAUUCACAAGAAAAAUCUAAAAAAAUUACAUAUAAUAAUAUACAAAAAAUAGCAAAGUAAAAACUACUUUUUAUAAACAUAAUAAAUGAACUUUCGAGAAUUGAAUUAUUUUUAUUGAGUCUUUAUGACAGUAUCUAAAUUAGUAAAAUCUCAUAGUUAAAAUUUCAGAUAGCUAAUGAACCUAAGUCAGAAUCAUUUGAAGGAGUAUUCUCUAUGCUAUCUAAUAAAAGUUUAAAUAUAAUAAAUGAGGAAGAAUUUAAAGAUUUGUUCAAUGCAUUUAUAUUUAACCCAUUAGAAGCAAAGAAAAUCAUGAUUCUAGAAAAUAUUUAAUGA